GUUUGUACAAUAUAACUUCCUUGUUUUGUUUAUAUCAAAUUCUUAUUUUGAGUUUGAGAUAAGUUGACUUUUCUUUAUCAUAAACAAUACAUUACGGAUAAUCGUAUAAGUAGGUCUAACAACCAGGAAGUAAAUUUACAGAUAACAAUCCUGAAGUAAAUGUAUUUUAUAUGCAUUAACUUUGAACACCGUAUACAUUUAUCGUUUUCUGAACCGAAACUGGAACGAAAGUUGCAGUGAUUAUAAAAUGUGGAUUUUUGGAGAGGAAAUUGAAACCCAAAAUGACUUCAACAACGAAAGUAAUUGUAGCCGCGAUUGAUUUUGGAACUACCUUUUCCGGUUACGCUUUCUCUUUUGGGCAUGAUUUUCAAAAUGACCCAAUGAAGAUUCAAACAAAUCAUUGGAUUGGAGGUGGUCAUAUUUCUCUAAAGGCGCCGACUACGGUGCUGUUCACACCAGAAAAAGUAUUUCAUUCAUUCGGAUAUGACGCUGAAGACAAAUACAUGGAAUUAGCAGAGGAAGAGGAUCACAAGGAAUGGUAUUAUUUCCGUAGAUUUAAAAUGCUUCUUCAUGAAAACAAGGCCCUUACAAGAACAACAGUUUUAGCUGAUGAACACAAGAAACCGCUACCAGCGUUAACAGUGUUUUCGUCGGCAAUCAAAUACCUUAAGCAACAUCUUCUCCAAGUUAUUCAACAAAGAGUUACGGAAAUAAAUGAUGAUGACAUACAUUGGGUUUUAACAGUUCCUGCAAUCUGGAAUGAAUCAGCUAAACAAUUUAUGAAGGAAGCCGGUAUCGAGGCUGGUUUACACAAGAACGGUCUUGUUCUUGCUUUGGAACCAGAAGGAGCGUCUGUAUUUUGUAAGCGUUUACCUAUUGAGCGUUUGCGCCUGUCGAAAUCAAAUGAUAUAGAAGCUUUCAAGAGUGGAUCUAAUUACAUGGUUUUAGACCUAGGAGGUGGAACUGUUGAUAUCACUGUUCAUUCUGUUCAAUCAGAUGGGACUCUUUCUGAAAUUGCUAAAGCAAGCGGGGGUGCAUGGGGCGGCAUUCAGGUAGACACUGCCUUCCUUACGUUUCUUGAGCAAAUUGUUGGAAAACAGUUUCUAGAAGAGUUUAGAGAGGAAAAUACAGCCGACUUCAUUGAUAUGAUGAGAGAAUUUGAAGCAAAGAAAAGAACGGUGUCUUCGAAAUCAGAUGGAAUGGUGACAAUGCGAAUUGCAGCUUCUUUUUCCUUGCGGUUUAAAACUAAGAAAAAGAAGGAUUUGCAUCAACAUGUUUCAGAAUCAGAAUAUGUUGACCGUGUCUUUUUCAAGCGAGAUAAGAUUCAAAUCAGUGCCGAAAUUUUCAAACGCUUUUUCACGGAUUCCAUUUCAAAUACAGUGUGCCACGUCAGAGAAAUCCUAGAAGAAAAUGAUUAUCGAGGAAUUGAAACAAUUUUGCUUGUUGGGGGAUUUGCUGAAUCAGAAAUUGUUCAAGAUGAGAUACGAGCAGCGUUUUCAGACAAACGUGUUAUAACUCCAAAUGAAUCCGGUCUAGUUGUUUUGAAAGGAGCUGUUCUGUAUGGGCACAACCCAAAAGUUGUGAAAUCUCGUAUCAGCAAAUACACCUACGGUGUUGAGGUACAUGCACCAUUUAAUGAAGAUUUGCAUCCUGCAGAAUAUAAGUUUUUCGACGGAAUUUACAAAUGUCGAUAUUUGUUUGAUCCAUUUGUUCGUGCUGGACAAGUUGUUCCAGUUGAUGAAGUGGUACGGAAUAGUUAUACGUCAAAUAUUAUUGACGUCGAGGAAGGCGUAGGUAUAUUCGCAUCAACCAGAGAAUUUCCAGCAUACGUCGUUGAAGAAAACUGCUUUAAACUCGGCAAUGUUUACCUUGAUGAGCCUGGUCAUGAAGUUAUUGUAGAGAUGCAGUUUGGAGGGACACAGUUCUCGGUGCAGUUUACAGACCUCAACACGGGGGUGAAAAGAAUUGACUGCUUUGAUUUUCUAUGCCAUUAACAUUCUAAAUGGCGUAACGUUGUAGUUUAUCACUUAUAAAUUUACGUCAAUUUAUAAGAUAUCUUUGAAGGAAUUUAAGAUGACCGUCUACAGGUGUAUUCAUCGACUAUUUUGUUACUUGAAGGAUGCAAUAGAUAAAUACGUAGGCAGCAGGAGGAAUUGUUAAAGGCUCCUUAUUACAUAUAUGUGGAUAAAGAAGAAUGACAACGGUUUUUGAGGUUUUUGUGUUUAGUAUUACAUGUAUUUUAGUUUUAACAUUUUUCGUCCACUAAAGGUUAAUAUUGAAACUGUUUUUAUAUAUAUAAGUGACUUAUGCACUUGAAAUGCAUUUAAUAUCAACGAAUAGACAGAAACAUAUGGAAUUUAACACCACUUUCACAUAAUUAGUAAUAUGAAGAAUAUAUUUAUAACAACAUUUUUAUAGAUGUGUUAUAUUCCGCUAAUAUUAACCUCUGCUAAAUCUAAAAUAUUUUAUAUAGCUUGCCAGACCUAAUAAAGUCAGGAACAAAAAUAUCCAUGAACAUGAUGGCACGCUUUAUUUUGUAUGCCGUAAAUGUUACCAGUUGCUCUAGCAAGUGUUAAAAACAUAAGGCAAGUUUAAGUAUUCUUUUCAAAUGAAUGAAAAUUGUUAUAAAUAUUACAUUUAUCGUCACGAAGUGAGAAAACUUUGCAUCUAUCAUGUCAUUUGCAUCUAAGAAUAAACAUUCAGAAACCGGCAUUAUCACUUAACUGAUCGAUGCCUGAUUGUUAUAGCAUGACUUCGUUUGGAUAUAGAGCACAUCUUCUAAUGGCUUUAGUUGCAAAAGCACUACAUAGGAAAAAUCGGUAUACAACCCUCAACACUAUAAUUAUCUUAAUCAAAGAUCCAAAAGGACCUGCUAAAUGUAUACUAUGAAGUACACGGCGACUUUUUGCUGUUGUCACACAGCACUUCAUAGUGUUUUUUUUUUUUUUUAAGAGAUAUCGCUCGGGAGUUAACAAAGAAUAACUUCGGUUUGUUUAUGACAGAUAACGGAAAGUGCAAUAUCUGUAAUGCUUAAGUAUACAAUUGUAAACACUAAUGUUAUUAGAAUCGAUUAACCCGAACAUGACUGCCGAAGGACUGGAAAAAUAUGAAACCACUGAGUGAAGAACGCGUCAAUAGUUUACAGCUGUCACAAAGUACCUAAAAGUGUAAAACCUCUUGAAAAGAAAGAACAUUCAAGAGCACUGAAAACAAAAGCAAAUAAAUGAAAGUAUAAACGUUUAUUAGAAAGUAUUUAUAUGUACAUGACAUUGCAUUUUUAUUAUAAAUAUAUACAUCGGGUUCCUUAUGUACAGAGGUUGUAUACUUUAGUUGCUUAGCUUAGUUACAAUACAUAAUGUACUAAUUGUAAUGUGGUAUUCUGUACAUUAUAACAUUAUGUUUAAAAUUAAAAUUAAGAGUUUAAUAUUAUACAAGAUAAACUAUAUUUCUAGCUGUUAUUUUUUCUACAAAUUAGCAAUUAGAAAGUAGUCACUUAACUUUGAUUUGGAUUACUAGGAAUGAAGAAAACGGCUAAGUCUUUAUAUAUAUAACUGAUAUAUAGAUUGUUUAAGGAAUAACUUUGUUUUAUAAUUGCUUUCCAAAGACAAAAUCGGAUAUGUAUUUCUACAUAAAUUUUACCGAGUUGUCAUUUUUCAAAUAAUUCAAUAAAAAUGUAUUUUGCACAAA
Ruditapes philippinarum (Manila clam) is the source of this 3687-nucleotide messenger RNA. Its product is annotated as heat shock 70 kDa protein 12A-like. The transcript has 5 exons. Gene Ontology annotation, molecular function: ATP binding; ATP-dependent protein folding chaperone. The coding region runs from base 282 to 1994 and encodes 570 amino acids. The record is from RefSeq and is a predicted model, not a curated record. Lineage: Eukaryota; Metazoa; Mollusca; Bivalvia; Venerida; Veneridae.